Molecule: messenger RNA, 2578 nt
Organism: Esox lucius (northern pike)
Lineage: Eukaryota; Metazoa; Chordata; Actinopteri; Esociformes; Esocidae
Gene: ccdc181
Product: coiled-coil domain containing 181
Exons: 7
Coding region: 359-1978 (539 amino acids)
Molecular function (GO): microtubule binding
Source: RefSeq, a predicted model, not a curated record
UCUAAAACAAAUGCUGUCACAAGUUGAGUGCAGUGGAGGAACACUUCUGUAAAUCGUGGAGACGUGUUUUUUCCGUGAAUUUACGCGGGAUUAUAGUGUGUGUCUGCGUGGUUUCUAUUUUCUCUUUUACGCAUGUGCGUGUUGUAGGUCUCUAUGACAACACGACUAUUAAAGUCAUGGAGCGGGGGAGAGAAGAGGCUCAGGAGAUUAUCAGGACUGGUGCUCCAGCCGGCUAAGUCUGAAAAUGUAGGACAAUAAAUGGAAGAAAACAGUAUCCAUAUGUAAUAUAACAUAUAUUAAUAUUGUGUUUGUUGUUCUUGAUCAAGUAAAAGGAGACGCAAAAGCUUCUGCUAGUGCGAUGAGUCAGGUAAUGACAACCACAAGGACCCAGGAGGAGUACGAGGACGACUUUGAGAAGGACCUAGACUGGCUGAUCAGCGAGGAGGGAAAAAGUGAAGGCCAGGACACCGAUUAUGAGGAUCUUGAAGCUAAGAUAGACAAGGAGCUGGAGGAGGAAGAGUGUGGGAAAAAGGUGGUCAAGAAAAGCCAGAAAGAGAAGGCAUCCAGUGAGUCAGAGCAGCCAGAGGAGGAGAGGUGGCCUUCACCUAUGGAACCUUUGGAGUUCGACUCCGACCGAGACAGUCCAUAUAAGGGCGGCUCCCCCGUAGCACCGCCCCCUCCAGCUUUGGAAGACGAACUGGACGAGGAAAAGAAGUACAUCCUGGAGAAGAUCCAGCUGGCCAAUCAGCGGUUAAAGGACCAGGAAGCGCCAGACAUGACACGCCGGCGCCGCCUUCACUUUAAAGACACGCUGGUGGAUCUGGUCGUUCCCCCAGUAGAGUAUGAGAAAAACACCAGCGUCAACCACAGCUCAGGGCUGGUAGAGCAGGUCAACCACAGCUCGGGGCUGGUAGAGCAGGUCAACCACAGCCCGGCCAACGGCAAGGAGAUGGAGGUAGACAGGGAUGUGUCAGAGAGGCUGUCUGAUCUGAAGAUCUCCCAGCAGGAGGGAGGAGGUGCUUGGGGAGGGCAGGGGACCAAGCCUGAGACCAGAGCUGUGAAUAGGAGUUUGGAGGUCGGACAUGAGAGAGAGGGUAGAGUCCUGGUGGAAAAAGACGGCAAGUUUGACCUGGUUUGUGUGAAGGAGGUGGAGGGCCAGAGCCUUAUGCUGCCCCCCUUAGCCAGUCUCCCCUGCGACAACACCCGUUCUCCCCCCCGCCCGGGUGACCGGAGCCCCAGCUAUACCCCCACUUCCUCCCCACUGCGUCCCAUCCCCAACACCUUGUCCCUCGGGGACAAGCAGCUCCGCUCCCCCAGACCUCCGGCCAAACCCAGGAUCCGCCCCAGCUCGGCCGGCCAGAGGGGCAGCGGGCGGAGGGUAGCCAAGCGCCGUGUGCAGUCAGCUAACAGCACGCCGUCCCGGCAGUCAACCUUCAGCCUGUCGCCACAGCAGAAAGGGCUCCUGAACAAAAUACAGGAGAGGAGAGAGAGACUGGCUAGAGAGGAUGAGCAGAGGAAGCGGGAUGAGGAGGAGCAGAAGCGCCAGGAGAAUGAGCUGGCUUUCCAUGCCUGGUUGGGGAGGAAGACAGAGCAGCGGCAGGAGGACAGACGGAUCCACAGAGCCCAGGAGAUGGAGAGGAUGAACUGCAGGGAGCACAGUGACCCAGACAAGGCCUUUAAGUCCUGGUUGCAGAGGAAACAUGAGCAGCAGCAGAGAGACCGACAGCUGGAGGAGAUGAAACGGUUGGAGGAAGAGAGUGGAUUCUACCUGCGCCACCGAGAGGAGUGUGAACGGGCAUUCAAACUGUGGCUGAAGAAGAAGCGGGAAGAGAAGAGGAUGGAGCAGCAGGCGGCCCGGGAGCGCUCCCGCAGGCUGGUGUUCGAGGAGCGGCGCUCCCGGCGCAUCCAGGACCUCAUGUUCAGCAUUAACGAGGCCAAAACCUUUCGCUUUAACGAACACCUGGCGUACCGCUUCUGAAGAUGCUGCGGAUGAAAUCGCAGACUAUGUACAUCAUUGUUUUUUUUACUGUAAAUAAAACUUAUCUUGACUACGAGUUGUAUACAGGAAGAAGACAGACAUCCGGUCAGUUGGUUUUUGUCAGACAAUCAUAUUCUUUGUCAUAAAUCAUUCAAUGACUUGAGCAAACAAAAGAUGUCUACAAUGUUUGGACUGCAGCUGUUAAUGUGGUCACAGCCUAAAGAAGGGCAUUUAAAUAGACAUUCUAGUAUAGCACUUAAAAUGAGGCACUAGAAAUUAGAUUUUAUUAAACAUUAUUUCAUGAAACAGAGUGAUGUAUACUGUACCCUCGAUGUUUAUGAAGAUUAUUUAUCAGGUGAGUGAUUGUAACACAGGUAACCAGUUCAACAGCUGUGUUCAGAAAUAUUUACUCUGUUUGCUCAAUGCUACUGGUGCCUGCACUCUACAUUGUCUCUCCAUUGUUGCAAAUGCACUUUAAGUUUUACACAUUUCCGUAGAACCCAAGGCCUGACGUAUUAGCAGGCAGAACAUUCCGAUUUAAUGUCUGUUUAAUAUUGAAGAUCUAUUUUCACAAACUUCAAAUAAAUGUUUCUAAAAUCA